Messenger RNA from Nycticebus coucang (slow loris), 601 nucleotides. RefSeq names its product eukaryotic translation initiation factor 4E-binding protein 2-like. Gene Ontology annotation, cellular component: cytoplasm. Gene Ontology annotation, biological process: negative regulation of translational initiation. The record is from RefSeq and is a predicted model, not a curated record. The transcript has a single exon. Bases 28 to 390 code for a protein of 120 amino acids. Lineage: Eukaryota; Metazoa; Chordata; Mammalia; Primates; Lorisidae. Gene Ontology annotation, molecular function: eukaryotic initiation factor 4E binding.
CAAAGCCGAGAGUUGGCGCCCAGAGCCAUGUCCUCGUCCGCCGGCAGCGGCCACCAGCCCAGCCAGAGCCGCGCCAUCCCCACCCGCACCGUGCCAAUCAGCGACGCCGCGCAGCUACCUCAUGACUAUUGCACCACGCCCGGGGGGACACUCUUCUCCAUAACACCGGGAGGAACUCGAAUCAUUUAUGAUCGAAAGUUUCUAUUGGAUCGUCGCAAUUCUCCCAUGGCUCAGACCCCGCCCUGCCAUCUGCCCAAUAUUCCAGGAGUCACUAGUCCUGGCACCUUAAUUGAAGACUCCAAAGUAGAAGUAAACAAUUUGAACAACUUGAACAAUCAUGACAGGAAGCACACAGUUGGGGAUGAUGCUCAGUUUGAGAUGGACAUCUGACUCCUGCAAAAAUUAGAAGAAAAGCAGCAACCCGGAUCCUUGCGUGUACCCGAUCUGGCCAAUAGAAUCAACAAAGCAGAGCAGCAGCAGCACCAGCAGUCCCUAUUGCAGUCUUCACCUCCCUCCCUCGGUGCCAAAUGAUGGGAAGAUGGGUGUCAUCUGACCAUUCUUCUCCAGGUUUCCUGUUCCCAUUCCUAAUUAGACAGAUUAA